AAAACACUGAUUUAUGCAUUUUUGUUGCUGUUACGUAUUACUAUUACUGUUACGUGAAGCAAAACUGGAAUCCAGUUGACGAUGCAACACAAGCGAUCAAACAAUUUUUGGUUUUCAUGAAGCAACACAAUCUCGACACGAUAUCGUUUAGACGAUUGUCGUCAUACGUGAUUCAGGCCCUGUUGCCUGUCUGUAGCACGCUUAAAUGAUAUGUCUGUCGGACUAUCGAUAGUACCUAAUUAUAAGCGAUACUAGCGAAAAAUAUAUGUAUAGAUACUAUCGAUAGUUUUGCAUUUUUAGUUUAAUUAUACCCAAUACCUCUUGUUUACAAACAAAAAAUCAAGAUGGAAAAUAAAUUAGAAAGCGCCGCAGUUGCGCCCAUAACUGCAGGUGUGCAAAUAGAUUCAUUAAGCAGUACAGGUUCUUCGAUUUCUACUAGCUCCGCAUCAAUUUCUACAAAGACGGCAUUGAAUGACUGCUCUAUUGCCUGGAUAACUUAUUUAAAUGCGUUAAACAAUUUAUGUACGGCUGGAAGUAAAUUGGGUAGCGCGUUGACGGU
This is a messenger RNA of Rhagoletis pomonella (apple maggot), 559 nucleotides long. RefSeq lists its product as uncharacterized. NCBI's taxonomy places the organism in Eukaryota, Metazoa, Arthropoda, Insecta, Diptera, Tephritidae. The record is from RefSeq and is a predicted model, not a curated record.